Molecule: messenger RNA, 2932 nt
Organism: Anolis carolinensis (green anole)
Lineage: Eukaryota; Metazoa; Chordata; Lepidosauria; Squamata; Anolidae
Gene: gpr39
Product: G protein-coupled receptor 39
Exons: 3
Coding region: 175-1569 (464 amino acids)
Biological process (GO): G protein-coupled receptor signaling pathway
Cellular component (GO): membrane
Molecular function (GO): G protein-coupled receptor activity
Source: RefSeq, a predicted model, not a curated record
CAUCGCAAGCUGGAAUGGGGUUUGAGAGAACAGUGACUGACUGGAGGAAGCUGACACCUUAACUCUCCUUUGAAGAGAACGGGAAACAACAUCGCACAGGCUUUGAGGAAGAGCUAAGUGCAAAAAAAGGAACAAGACAAAGACGUAAGGUGCCUAAAAGACAUAGAGCUGCACAUGGCAACGCAAAGUGGCGAGCCACAGUGUUCGGAUAUAAUCGACCACAGCCACGUGAAAGAUUUUGAAGUAGCUCAAUGGAUCAAGAUCACUCUUGCGCUGGUGUACAUUAUUGUCUUUGUGGCAGGUAUCUUGGGCAACAGCAUUACCAUCCAGACAACGAAAGUGCUACAGAAGAAAGGCUACCUCCAGAAAGAAGUUACAGACCACAUGGUGAGUCUAGCGUGCUCGGACCUGCUGGUCAUCUUACUGGGGAUGCCUGUGGAGUUCUUCAGUAUGAUAUGGAGCCCGUUCUCAACUCCUCAAGGCAACCUGGCUUGCAAGUUGUACUGCUUCCUUUUUGAGGCCUGCAGCUAUGCCACGGUGCUGCAUGUGGCCACUCUAAGCUUUGAGAGGUACAUUGCCAUCUGUCACCCUUUCAAAUUCAAAGCUACGUCUGGACCCUGCAAAGUAAAGCUUCUCAUUACCUUUGUCUGGAUAACGUCUGUCCUAGUGGCCCUCCCUCUUCUCUUUGCAAUGGGUACCGAGUACCCUCUGGAAGUCAUCCAGGGCCAUCGAGGCUUGGUGGCAUGUAAGAAGCCCCAGCCCCGGCACCAUAUGCCUGACAUAAGGCUAAAUGUGACCACAUGCACCAGCUUGUCCUCCAGAUGGAAAGUCUUCCAGUCAAGUAUAUUCACAGCCUUUAUCGUAUAUGUUGUGAUAUUGGUAUCAGUUGCUUUUAUGUGCCGGAGUAUGAUGAAAGUCCUGAUGAUCCACAAGCAGGGGACACUGGCAGUGAGAGGGGAGACGGAGAGUCAACAUCAGUAUCUAAGGAAAACGGAGAAUCCUGAGAGCAGGACUUCCAGGAAACAGACAAUUCUCUUCCUAGGACUGAUUGUUGCAACUCUGGCCAUUUGCUGGCUGCCAAAUCAAGUCCUAAGGAUCAUGGCUGCUGCUAGACCUAAGCAGGACUGGACCGUCUCCUACUUCAGAGUGUACAUCACCCUCCUCCCCAUCGCAGACACUUUCUUCUACCUCAGCUCCGUCGUGAACCCACUGCUCUACAACAUCUCCUCCAAGCAGUUCCGGGCCGUCUUCCUUCAGGUCCUCCGUUGCCGACGCCUGACGCUAGAUCAUAUCAACAAGCAGAGGUUUUUGAGAGCCAAUUUGGAUUCCAUAGCCAGUGAUAGCCGUUACAGGCGCCCAUUGCUCUUCAUGUCAUCCAGGCGCAAGUCUUCUACCAAGCCAGCUAACAAGAUUUCCUUAAGUACUUUUCAGAGCGAGGCCAAGCCUGACUGCAGUUUGCAGAAAUUGAGUCUUGAACCAGUGGAGCUGAAUGAGCAAACAAUGCCCCUGGAGACCAGCACAGACCCUAGUCCUUCUAAGCAGAAUGGUCUCUGUGAACGUGAAGUGUGAAUUCUCAUAAAACAUAAAUCAGAUGCGAAAAAAUGGAAAUUCAAAAACAAACAAGCCAAGGGGUUACAGCUUGCAGGUUGUAGCCUCCUAGUUUAAAUGCUUGUUUCCAGUAACAUGAAUGGAUAUGGGAUCUACAUGAGUGAUUGUUGAUUUUUGUUUUGUUUUUAAAGUGCAUACUGGAAAUUCAGACAACUAUAUAUAUAUAUAUAUAUAUUCCUUCUCUAAGAAAGUUGCUGAUAUUUUUUAUCUCUCCAAAAUGUAUCUCUUCUUUCGGCACCUGGAUGCAAACAGCAACAUCACAAUGGAAACCAGCUGUGUCUUUGGAGGAAGUAAUACAGGACAAAUGAUGUGACCAACAGACUCUUCCAUUAGGGUUUAGCAGUGUACCGGUGAUAGAAAUGCCAAGCCGGAGAGCAGCACGGUUGUUAAGACACCAGCCCUGGGCAUGGUGCCAGAGUUUCCCCGCUUCUUUGGCCUCGGCCCAUUGCAGAGUGGAGUAUUGCAGCAGCUUAUACAAACAGAGUUUAUUUUCCCUGGAGUACAGAAAGUCUGGUAUCCGGCAGAGGUCAUGAGGCAAGCUGCAGAGGAUGCGCAGGACUUGCGAUACAGGAUCCCUGUGACACAGAACAAGAGUUUAUUUAGGUUGAUAUGAACAAACAUGCUUUCUGCUGCAUGCUAGCCCUUUUAUAUUUGAACAGACUGCCAAGUUCUUAGACAUAGUGGUUCUGAUUCCCAGUGCAUGCCAGGGGAUUUUGCCCACUAUCACCUGUUGUGUUUUUAAUAGGAAAUGCAGGGCUCAAAUAAAUGGCACUGUUUGGAAAAGUUCCCCUCUCCCCUCUUUUGUCUUAACCUCCCAUAAAGCCUGGGAAUGGCAAAAUCAAUACACUUUGGAAGAAAGCAUUUUAAGGUUUAGAAACCACUCCACAAAUACAGUUUCCAUUUAAGAUCUUGUCAAUUAAUACCAACACACUCGGGGUUUUGCAUGCAUUUUCAGGAGACAAGAGACUCUACGGUUAUUUUAAUUUGUUAAUUUAGCAUUUUACAGAAGUUCCCCCUACACUGUUUCUAUGCAAAAACACAAAUACUAAAAGGCUCCUGGGGAAUUUCAGUUCACACAGAGCACUGUUGAGUGAAAACAAAGAAGGAGAUUGUCAAAAAUCUCUGCCUCUUAGUUACUUGUAACUAAGGUGUUGUAAUAAGUUAGAUAAACAGCAUUUAGGAGGAAAUGGGGUACCUUGUAAGAAUUCCUUUAAAAUUGUUCUGUAUUUUUAAUUGAGUGAAUCAGAGGACAUACUUGUAUCACAUUACAUAUGUAUUUUAAAUGUUUUAUUGUGAUUAUAAAAUAAACACAUUUUACUGUUAA